AUGGCCGCCUCCUUCGCUAGCCUUGCCCUCAAGUGCUCUGAUGGGAAUCUCAUGAAGCAAGCGCGAAUGCACUACGCCAAAGCACUCUGCCAAACCAACAAAUGUCUCAGUUCCACAGACCUUGCCGUCCAGGACUCAACGCUCGCUGCCGUUCUUCUACUGGGCCUUUUCGAGGCAAUUGUCUUCACAGGCCAGCAGUCUCUCGACAGCUGGAACGCCCACACCGUCGGGGCCGUGGAGCUUCUCCGCCUGCGUGGACCCAAGCAGCUGGAGACGCCUCUCGGGCGCACCCUCUUCCUCCACUCAGGUGGCAAUAUCCGGACUAGCUGUGCGCAUACCAAGAGAGCGGUUCCUCCUCGACUCCUGCAGCUUUUUGAGAGUGCGAAGCCGAUGCUGGAUCUCAGUGAUCCGUUUCUCAUGACAGCUCCGAUUGUCGACCGAGUGGCUAGUUUGAGGUCAAGGAUAGAGCGCGUCCAUGACCAAAACAGACGAGACCUAGUAUGGGAGGCACUGGAUCUGGACAUCGAGACUUUGAGGCUUGGUCAAGGUGUUGCAGAGGACUGGAAGUUUACAGCGAGGCUUCCGGGGCAGAGUUCACGCUUGACGUACAAGGGCAUUUCGCUUCGGUACCCGUCUCUGCGAGCUCUGCGAUAUUGGAACGCCCUUCGGAUCAUCCGCAUGUUCCUUAACGAUCUUGUCUGGGUGCAGUCUUCCAAGAUUCUCCAGCAGGGCCCUGACCUAGACGAUGAGACCGACUAUGAGGAGCUUCAGACGUCUGCCAAGAGGAACAUGUCGACGCUCGUGGUCGAGGUACUCGCCAGUUGCGGUGAGUAUCUCGAGCCGGCCGAAGAAAGAUUCUCUGUUUCAGCCCGCUGCUUGAUCUGGCCGCUGUCAGUCAUCGCUGAAGUCUCCAUCACGCCGCCCGAUGCGCGCCAGUUUGCUACCGACUGUCUUGAACGGCUUGGACGGGACUGCCGAAUCCCAAAAGCUGCUGACAUGACGACGAGCUUGCUGUCAAUUCAAGGAGCUGACUGGUAUGUACCAAUUUAG
Colletotrichum aenigma is the source of this 1050-nucleotide messenger RNA. RefSeq lists its product as uncharacterized. The record is from RefSeq and is a predicted model, not a curated record. The coding region runs from base 1 to 1050 and encodes 349 amino acids. Gene Ontology annotation, molecular function: adenosine deaminase activity; RNA binding. The transcript has a single exon. Gene Ontology annotation, biological process: RNA processing. Lineage: Eukaryota; Fungi; Ascomycota; Sordariomycetes; Glomerellales; Glomerellaceae.